GGAGCUGGGUCGUGGCGGCCGCAUGCUGUUGGAUAACUUUCGUCAUCCAGGGGCUUGUGAGAUGUAGUGGGGUGGUUUAUGUGGCCCUCAUCGACGCUUACGGGGCCAACAGGGCGCAGGCCUCGUGGCCCUUCACUCUUCGAAUGGCCAUCUGGAACCUGAGUGGUCCGCUGGCGGGAGCUCUAAGUUACCGAUGGAGCAUUAGGACUAUUACCUUCGGAGGUGUUCUUCUAGUGACAAUAACCAACGUCAUUUGCUGGUUUGCAUCCGAUAUUUAUGUUGUCACUUUCUUUUUAGGAGGACUACAAGGUCUUGGCGUAGGUAUGGCUGUUACCCUGGUCCCUGUCAUUAUCAACCAGUACUUUUCCAAGUACAAGAGCACGGGCGCUGGAAUAGCAUGCGCUGGCGCUACAGCGGGUUCCUUCGCCCUGCCCCCCAUUGUUGAGUACGCCGUGGAAGAGUACGGGCUGUGCGGGGCUUUUCUCAUGAUGGCCGGAAUCACCCUACAUGGAAUUCUUGGGGCGGCGUUGCUGAGGCCUGCCCACUGGCUUCAACCUAAUAACAAAAAGAAGAAACUCAAAGGAGAUCAAAACCUAAACUUUUUGAUGUCUAAAUCAGUAGAAGCUUUGGACAAAGACGAAGUGAAAAGUCUUCUUAAAAACAGCAAAAAGACCGUGUGCCAAGAAAAUGGGUCAAAAUCAAUCAAAACUGUUAGAUUUGUUUGUGAUCAGGAGAAAAUACCUAAAAAUGAUCCUGAAAACGAGGAAACAUCAUUAUUAGAAAAUACAGUUCAUCCAAUUAUUGUAUCUUCUAACAAGGAGACUCCAAACGGAAUAGAAAUUUCUCGGGGCAGUAAUGGUGUGGGCCAUUUCGAUACCGGUUCUCGUACAGUAGUUAUGAAUAGUGACUACACCCAUAUUCUGGAGCCUUUAUCUUCGAAGAAUUCUGAUUUGGAAGAGGACCAAAAUGAAUCCUUCUCCUCCGGCAAACUUCAUUUCAAAGUUGUUGAAGAAGAAUAUGACCCCCAAAUCAAUCUCGCACCCGUGCAUUUGACACGUACCGUUUCUGAACACGAAUCUGAAACUGAACCAUUACCCAACAUGGUAUACUGCCCAACAACAGAACCUACGCCACCUUCCAGCUGGCUCGAUUCCGUGCUGGUGCCUGUCAAAGCAGCUUGCGAAAUCGUCAAGAAUCCUAUGUUCUUGAUCAUUGCCAGCAACUAUUCUGUCUUCUUUCUGUCCUACAUGACCUAUCUGAUCGUGAUAGUCGAUUACUCCUUGGAUUUGGGUGUCGACAGGACAGAUUCGGUGUUCCUCAUAUCUACCUUCUCUGUGGCCGAUCUCUGCGGUCGUCUCGGUUCAGGAUGGAUCACAGACAGUGGGAUUGUGAAGAGGAAACACUUGAUGAUGGUUAACAUGGUGACUGUGGGGGGAUUGCUGGUAGCCACUUCCUUCACAACUACGUACAUGGCUGUAACAGCGGUUUCUGUGUGCGCAGGCCUGAUUGUGGGAAUCAAUCUCAUCCUUUUCUAUGCCUUAUUGGAGGAAUAUCUGGGGCUAAAGCAGCUGCCAAUGGCUGUUGGGCUCAUGAAUUUCUCAAUUGGAGUGAUAUCAUUUGUGACACCUAUAUUAACAGGUUACUUCAGAGACACAAUGGGAAGCUACGAUCAUCUAUUCCAUUUUCUGGGAGGAGUUUCUAUAUUCUGUGGAUUGCUGUGGAUUCUGGAACCUAUGCAUGCAGCUUGCAACAAAAAGACUGUGGCGUUUGAGAAAACAUCCCCAUGCUGAUGUUUAUUUUUUUGUAUCAUUUUACUUAGUUCAAUUGUAUGUAAAUAAGGGAACAAUCAAACGGUAGAUGUACAUAAUCUUUGAAUAACGCCCGCGCAAGUGCAAGAUUUUCAGCUUAAACUUUUCGAAGGAAGAGUCAUAAACAACUGAUUUUAACAAAGGAAGAAAUAUGAAAACGUUACUAUUUCAUGAAAAUCAGCAAUUUUUCUACAGUACUGGAAAAAAAAUUGCAUCACCCUCGCAUUUUCACAACAAUAAGAUUAUGCGCGAAGUUUUGGUCGACCGAUUAACGAUGAAUGUGUGAAAUUCUGCAAAACUUAUGAAAUAAACAUUUAACAGCAGGAAUCCGAUAAUUGAUUACGUAGAUUUGGGCUAUUUCCGGGCCAAGGCAAACUGCUGACCUCAUGCUCAUUUUUCCAUUUCUGAACCUGCGUGUAAGUUUAGAGAAAAAAAAAAUUACUUAACCCAAUGUCAAUUUACGUCUAAUGGCAGGAUAAAGGUUUUUAAAUUGUUACUUACCAGUUUUGCCCUAUGGCACGGAGCAGAAUCAUCCUGGAAAAUGACGUUUGGAACUGAAGUAAAGUGAUUCCGGAUAGUAGGAAUCAAUUUCUCCUCCAAAAUGCUAAUAUACACCUGAGCGUUUACUGUUCCUUGGACAAAGUGAAGCCCACCAACUCCUUGAUCAGAAAUACAUCCCCAAAUCAUCUGGGAUACGGGAUGCUUGACUGUGUGUGUGUUGAAUGCAGUCGGGAGGAUAUUCCUCUCCUUUGCGGCGCGGGUGAUGCAAUU
Uloborus diversus is the source of this 2579-nucleotide messenger RNA. RefSeq names its product monocarboxylate transporter 12-like. Bases 144 to 1790 code for a protein of 548 amino acids. The record is from RefSeq and is a predicted model, not a curated record. The transcript has 5 exons. Gene Ontology annotation, biological process: transmembrane transport. Gene Ontology annotation, molecular function: monocarboxylic acid transmembrane transporter activity. NCBI's taxonomy places the organism in Eukaryota, Metazoa, Arthropoda, Arachnida, Araneae, Uloboridae.